This is a messenger RNA of Monoraphidium neglectum, 1434 nucleotides long. RefSeq lists its product as hypothetical. The record is from RefSeq and is a predicted model, not a curated record. Bases 1 to 1434 code for a protein of 477 amino acids. The transcript has 8 exons. Lineage: Eukaryota; Viridiplantae; Chlorophyta; Chlorophyceae; Sphaeropleales; Selenastraceae.
AUGCAGUUGGGUGGCAUGCUGACAACGGCGCGUUCCUGCGUUGCCGUCUCUGCCGGCAGGUGCAUCCAGUGGCUGCAGCUCUCCACCAACCACACCAAGACCCUGGCGGUCGGCAACGACAAGUUGACCGCCCCGUCCACGGUGGCAACUGUCAACCGCAAGGCCGGCUACCUGGCCGCCAUCCGCGGCUGGCAGGACGCACCCAAGGGCGGCCUGCAGCAGCUGCAGUUUGUGUGGGGCGUCGCCGUCUGCCCCGAGCCACCAGCGCCCAAGCCCGCGCCGGUACCCCUGCCAUCUCCUGAGCCGACCCCUGAGCCGACCCCGGAGCCCGAGUCGCCUGCGCCGACUGGCGGCCCCGACGAGCCCGCCCCGUCCCCCGCCCCCGAGCCUGAGCCUCUGUGCCCCCCGGUGAAGGCCAAGUGCGACACCACCGCCCCCGAGGGCGGCAGCGCGUUCUGCCCCGCGAUCACGCCCUUCACCACCAGCCAGUGCACCGGCGGCUGCUGCGUGUCGGCGGGCAAGUGCAAGAAGCCUCUGUGCGGCUUCAACGGCCUGGGCGCGGAGGUGUUUGCCAAGGACCUGUUCUGCUGGGGCACCAACAAAGGCUUCCUGCACAACAAGUUCAACCGCUGCAAGAACCUGGCCUGCAAGCUCGCCGUGCCCGGCUGCAUCGGCGACGUGCUGAGCGGCGCGUGCGUCGGCACCGUGGCGGCGCUGUCGGACGACGUGGACGAUGGCGCCAAGCAGUGGGUGGGGUACCCCUGCCUGCAGCCCAUCCCCGCGGGCCUGCCCGUAGACGCGCUGGGCCACUGGGACAUCAACGGCGCGUACGCCAACAAGCUCUGGACCAUCUGCAACUGCAAGGCCACCAAGGCCGUCCCCGGCUACGACAGCGCGUCAUGCAAGGGCCCCCUCUGCGAGCUCUUCAAGAAGCCCGAGUUCCCCAGCCUCAACUUCGGCCUCCCCAAGUUUGACCUGCCCGACGUGGGCAAGCUGAUUGACUCCAAGCUUGACGCCCUGGGCAACAUCACCGAGCUGUUCAAGCCCAACAUCACCAUCCCCCACCUCCCCGCCCUCAACCUCAAGAGCCACCUGGACGAGCUCAAGGCCCACCUCAACGGCACCGCGGCCAGCCUCAGCGGGCCCCUGCGCGCGGCGCUGCUGGCCAAGCUGCCCACCUUCACCCUCAACCUCACCAAGCCCGAGGUGCCCACCCUCAGCCUCAACAUACCGCACCCGGACCUCAACCUGGCGGACCUCCUGCCAUCGCUGGACCUGUCCAAGCUGGGCGCCGACAAGCCCGCCGGCCUGACCGUGUUCAACGUCAGCCAGCUCGCCAGCCUGGGGGAGCUGCACACCCUCGACGGCCUGCUCAAGGCCUUCGACGUGGCCGGGCCCAAGAAGGGCGGCGCGGCCGCAAAGCCGGCCCCCUGA